AUGCCAAAAUCGGUUAAGCCUAACCAGAGGAACAGUGAUGCGCAUCAUCAGAAAAUGAAAGACAAUUGUAAUUCCAAUACCAUUGAGCCUAUGACGAUUGGUAGAAAUUCAAUAUCAAGGCAUCGUGAUUCGGUAAGUACGAACCGCUCACUUUCAAGGUCAAGGUCAAGGUCAAGGUCACGAUCACAUUCACGGCAAGGAUCACUAUCCCGGGCAGCAUCGGUUUUGAACCAUUAUGGGCCUACACAUGUUGAUGUCAAUGAAACUGAAAUGUUCUCAGGGGCUGCAUCGAACGUUAUACCUAGUUCGAUAUCUUCAUUUCAUCAUCAUAAUCACUUUCGAUCACCACAUCUGUCAAGUCAAAGUGCCCAGGAGAACGGCAUAGACCAUCUUGUUCUGGAUCAUAGUGAUAUAGACGACAAUGAGAGUCAUCAUGUCACGUUUAAGAACAAUGAAGAUUUGCGUCUGGUUCAUAAUGAAUCAGAUAUUGAUUUAUUGGAAGGAUAUGAAUCUGAGGCGACUGACUUUCUCGAGCGUUCAAACUUCAAGUUUUUCAAACCCCAAGAUAUCGAAGCUGCCAAGGGUGUCUCAUCAAUUGCGAGAUUUACAAGUAAUGAUGAUUAUCAUGAAAACACUAAGGUUGACUACGAUACAAAUUGGAAUUCGUUUGCAGACGACUACUCAAUUAAUAAUUACUCUGUACAUACAAGUAAUGCCGAUAGAGUAUCAACUGCAGACUCUCAUACAAAAUUGUACGAUAAUGAUGAAAGCUCAGACUCCUAUGGAAGUACCGAAGACAACCCGUAUAGUGAAUUUUUCAGAGGUGAUGCGGAACGUGCACUAAUUGAAAAUGAAGAGCAAGAACUUCACAUAUACGAGGAAGAUGAACAAUACGAAGACAUGAUAACAAAGCAAGAAUGGGAGAAAACUACAAAGGAACGUGAGUCCAUCAAAUUACACGAUAAAUUCUUCAAAAAAUUCCCGGCUAUUAACCAAAGUCAGCGGUUCUAUAUAGCUGAAGAAGAUUUAGUUGUUGGUAUUGCGGGAUAUCAGACUACAUGGAUCAAGUUAUUUAUCUACAAUUUUAUCUGUAUAUGCACGUUUGGAUCCUUUGCUUUACUUUGCAGAUGGAUACCCAAGUACAGAAUUAAGAUGAUGGGUCAUCAGGUGCCUUUAGCUAAAGCAGAAUGGUUGGUCAUUGAAGAUGAAUUUGGCUCUCUGGAGAUGCCUUCUGUUGACCGGAAAUGGUACAAUAGGAACAUGAGUACAUACUUACCCCCUAAAAAAAUGAAUGAUGAAAAUGUCGACAAUGAAGGUAGCGAAGAAAUAGUUGACAUCAAGUCUUCUAACACAGGUGCAAGCAAAGCGUACACUAUUGACGAUGUUGAUCCGAUUGUCCCUAUUUUGAUUUCAUUUGAAUAUAGGUAUAUGAAGUUGUUCUAUGAUCCAAUUGAUGAUUUAUUCAAAUUACCCAACAAUUGGAUUGAUGAAAAAUGGUGCCAUUAUCCGGAUAUUAAAGACGGGAUCACAGAAACUAACUAUAAGUUGCGUAAGAUGAUCUUUGGCGAAAAUGUGAUUGGAAUAAAGGAAAAGGGUAUAACCACGUUAUUGAUUGAUGAGGUUUUACAUCCUUUCUACGUCUUUCAGAUAUUCUCAAUAUUUCUAUGGCUUGCUGACAAUUAUUAUUAUUAUGCCUUCUGUAUUUUCAUGAUCUCCAUUUUAUCAGUUACGGAAUCUCUCAUUGAAACGCGAUCAACUAUGGAAAGAAUGAGAGACAUGUCCAGGUUUCAAUGUGAAGUGAGAGUUUGGAGAAGUGGCUUUUGGAAAGAGGUUACUUCUGAUGAUUUGGUUCCUGGUGAUAUCUAUGAAAUUUCCGAUCCUUCUCUACAAGUUUUACCAUGUGAUUCUAUCUUGCUAACAGGUGAUUGUAUCGUAAAUGAGGCUAUGUUAACAGGGGAAUCUGUUCCUGUUUCAAAAAUUGCGAUUACACCUGAAUUGGUAAAAGAGCUAGAGCUUGAGUUUAAUAGCACAAAGUUUUCAAGUCAAUUUGCAAAAUCGUAUCUCUACAACGGUACUAAGAUUAUAAGAGUAAGAUACGGACAGUCUGACGAAGAUGGCGGAAACGAACCUGCAACUGCUUUAGUUAUCAGAACUGGCUUUAACACAACCAAGGGUGCUUUGAUUAGAUCUAUUUUGUUUCCGAAACCAGUAGGAUUCAAAUUUUAUGAGGAUUCUUUCAAGUAUAUUGGAUUCAUGACUAUGAUUGCAGGUUUUGGCUUUAUUAUUUCAACAAUAAAUUUUAUAAAGUUAGGAUUGGGUUGGGAUAUUAUUAUUCUGCGUGCCCUUGACCUCAUUACCAUUGUUGUUCCACCUGCAUUGCCCGCAACUUUAACGAUUGGUACCAACUUUGCUCUAAACAGACUGAAACAAAAGAAUAUCUUCUGUAUUGCACCUAUGCGUGUAAACGUUGGUGGUAAGUUAGAUGUCAUGUGCUUUGACAAAACGGGUACGUUGACCGAAGAAGGGUUGGAUAUUAUGGGUAUACAUAUAUCAAGCCCUAAAAGAGAUAGGAAAGAGCAUGAGUUUAGUGAAUUGGAAAAGAAUAUAGAUAUCAAGAACUGUGAAAUUCCAAAUGCCCAAAAGAUAUUCACAGCCAUGUUAACAUGCCAUUCUUUAAAGCUAAUCAAUGAUAUUCCUGUUGGUGAUCCAUUAGAUGAGAAUAUGUUUUCAUUCACAAAAUGGAAUAUGAUUGAAGAUCCAAGUGAAAGUGUGACACUGAGUAAAUUUAUCAAUUCAAGGCAUUUGCUAACUUCAUCCUCUCCUAUUUUAUUUCAGAACAAUGAAGAUGACGACUUUUAUGUGCAGCUGAAAGAAUUUGAGUUUAUCUCGAAAUUGAGAAGGAUGUCGACUAUAUGUGUCAAGUCAUCUGUUAACUCAAUUGGUGAAACAGAUAAGCUCGAGGUUUUUGUUAAGGGGGCACCCGAGGUUAUUGAAACGAUCUGUUUGCCAGAAACCAUUCCUGAAAAUUAUAAUGAAUUACUUUAUCAUUAUACACACAAUGGUUUUAGGAUUAUUGCUUGCGCAACCAAAAGUUUGAAACAUCCGAAGAGGAUCCCUGCUACUGACCUAUCAUUUAUUGGGCAACUAACAAGAGAAAAUGUAGAAUCUGAUCUUGAAUUUAUUGGAUUUAUUGUAUUUGAGAACAAGUUGAAAGAAUCUACGACUAGUACCAUUUCUCAAUUGCAUGAUGCGGCUAUAAGGACUAUCAUGUGUACAGGUGAUAAUAUUUUAACUGCCGUUAGCGUUGGUCGGGAAUGCUCGAUUAUCAAAGGUUCUGCAAGGGUUUAUAUUCCUACUUUUGAUUACGAGUGUUUUGAAGAACAAGCAGAAGAAACAAGUGUUGAGGAGAACGUCCAAGCAAAAGGUAUCCCACCUAUAAUUUGGACUGAAGUAGAUAAUCCAGAUAUGGAGUUGGAUAGAACCACACUGGCACCGUUAGGUAUUCAUGAAGAUGAUAAUUAUUGUCUAGCUGUAACUGGUGAUGUCUUCAAAUAUAUUUUAACAGAGCUAGAUGACAAGCAAGAUUACCUUGAAAAUAUAUUGAUGAGAAGUUCCAUAUUUGCAAGAAUGUCACCAGAUGAGAAACACGAAUUAGUCAAUCAACUACAGAAAUUGGAUUACACCGUGGGAUUCUGUGGAGAUGGUGCAAAUGAUUGUGGUGCAUUGAAGGCUGCUGAUAUUGGUAUCUCCUUAAGUGAGGCGGAAGCAUCAGUUGCUGCACCGUUUACGUCUCGUAUUUUUGAGAUUUCCUGUGUUUUGGAUGUUAUUAAGGAAGGAAGGGCCUCUUUAGUAACAAGUUUUUCUUGUUUCCAAUAUAUGUCACUUUAUUCAGCAAUUCAAUUCAUUUCUGUUUCGAUCUUGUACAAGGAGGGUUCUAACUUAGGUGAUUUCCAAUUCUUGUACAUCGAUUUGAUGCUAAUUAUUCCCAUUGCUAUCUUCAUGUCAUGGGCAAAACCAUAUGACAAAGUAGUGAAGAAAAAGCCAACAGCCAAUUUGAUAUCUCCGAAAAUUAUUGUUUCAUUGGUAGGCAAUAUCAUGCUAAUAUUUAUUGGGCAGCUUGCAGUGUGGUACUGGGUGAAAAACGCAAAAUACCCCUGGUACAUCAAACCUAUUCCUGGUAAUGAUGAUGAGGUGAGUAGCACGGAUAACACUGUUUUGUUUUUCUACAGCACAUUCCAAUAUAUUCUUGUUGCGUUGAUGUUAACAGUAGGCCCUCCAUAUAGGGAGCCAGUUGUGAACAAUAUUCCUUUUAUUAUGACUAUUGUUGGUACGAUUUUUGUUUCACUCAUAUUGAUGUGUAUUGAUGUUAAUUCUUGGUUUGGAAACUUAAUGGACUUGACUUGGUUGAGUUUCGAGGUCAAAUUUGGAUUGUUCACGGGCGCAAUUGUGAACUAUGUUAUGUUAGAGCUGAGCAACAAGUAUGUGUUCAGCAGACUCUCGAGAUUUGUGAAGAGGUUUACCAAGCGGGGUGGAAGUAACAAGAGAUUCAAGAAAUUGAGAAAGGAAUUUAAGAAGUUGGUUUGA
Molecule: messenger RNA, 4584 nt
Organism: Pichia kudriavzevii
Lineage: Eukaryota; Fungi; Ascomycota; Pichiomycetes; Pichiales; Pichiaceae
Exons: 1
Coding region: 1-4584 (1527 amino acids)
Biological process (GO): intracellular calcium ion homeostasis
Cellular component (GO): membrane
Molecular function (GO): ATPase-coupled monoatomic cation transmembrane transporter activity; ATP binding; P-type ion transporter activity
Source: RefSeq, a predicted model, not a curated record